AUGGGUGUUAUCGGUGGUUAUCAGUUCAUAGAUAUGGGCCAGAAGGGUCCUGCUGCACCUACUGGUAGGCCCAGAAGGCCGUCAAUAUCCAUCCACAUGGUUAAUCAUCGAUACAAAUACAAGAGAAGACUCCAGAUCCAAUCCCAGAGGAAUGCGCUCACCAGUAACCAGAUGUCUACUGGAUACGCAGCAAUGUUGCAGUAUUCGCCGGUUGAUAUUUUCAGUUUACAGGAUCAGCAUAAGUGGAGAAAGGAUGGCAAAGAGCUGACUGUGGACCAAGUGGUUCUCAUUGUUGAUCCCCAACUUCCUCGCACCCUCUGGCCUGUAGGCACAGUGACUGAGACGUUGGCUGGACCUGACGGAAAAAUUUGCACUGCUCGUCAGCGUCCUCUCAAGCAGUCCCUGAGUGGCUCACUGUGCAGAGAGUCCCACUGGAAGUGCCUGCUGCUCACAUUGCUCAUGUACGGCUGCUUUGGCACGCUAGGCUGGUGCUCCCUAUACCGCAUCACCGUAAUUACUUUUGAUGAGCAAGCCUACUUCUACAAAGGUAAUGCCCGACUUUACCAUGACAGCCCGUGUUCCAAUGGCUACGUCUAUAUACCUGUAGCCUUCCUGGCCAUGCUGUACAUCGUCUACUUGGUGGAGUGCUGGCACUGCUACUCUAAAACAGCUAACCUUGCUAAGGUGGAAAUCAGUGAGGUGUAUGACAGGAUACAGCGGUUGCAACAAGCCACACCCUGCAUCUGGUGGAAGGCCAUCAGCUACCAUUACGUACGACGUACCAGACAGGUGACUCGCUACCGAAACGGAGACGCCUAUACGACUACACAGGUGUACCAUGAACGGGUCAACACGCACACAGCGAGCGCCGAGUUUGAUUACUCAUGUCUCGGUGUCAAAGAUGUUUCGAAAGAGCUGCAGGGCCUGUUGGAACAUCCUGUCACUCGCUUGCGCUUCACCAAGUGCUUCAGCUUCGCCAGCGCCCGCGCUGAGACCGCCUACCUCACACAGCGAGCACGCUUCUUCGGGGACAAUGAGGGUCUGGACGACUACAUGGAAGCACGGGAGGGCAUGCACCUUAAAAACGUCGACUUUCGGGAACACAUGCUGGCCUUCCCCAACCCAUCGCGACCACCCUGGUACACCAGACGCUGGGUGUACUGGCUGGCCUCAGCUUUCCUGCUAUCAUGGCCUCUUCGUGUGAUUGCCGAGUACCGUACUGCAUACGUCCACUACCACGUCGAGAAACUGUUCGGCGAGAACGAGGACGCAAAUGACAAUGAUAAUACGGAGACGGGUAAUUACUGUACGGGCUUUGAGCAUGGCACUGGGGGUCCCACUCUGCGCGUCAUAUCGCGGGUCAACACGGUGGAUAUGACCGAACUUGAAUG
Molecule: messenger RNA, 1391 nt
Organism: Sinocyclocheilus grahami
Lineage: Eukaryota; Metazoa; Chordata; Actinopteri; Cypriniformes; Cyprinidae
Product: transmembrane protein 151B-like
Exons: 3
Source: RefSeq, a predicted model, not a curated record